AUUUCAAUUUCAAUAAAGUCAUCAUUGACAUCAAGUAUUGUGUGUAUCGACUAUUUAAACUGUUUUUCUGUGAAUUUUGUUCAAUUUGAACUGUGCUAAUAAAAUUUUUCUAUCUUUGAAAUGAAAUUAUCCAAUUCAAUAAGUAACGGUAUUGCUAGAAUGGAAUCCAAAUUGAUGGGUGUAUCAACAGUAACAACAAGUGGAAAUGAAAUGGAAACAGGUAGUAUGAGUGGUACCGAAUUGAUUGGCGGUAUAUCGCGACAAUAUGAACCAACAGCAAUGAUAAUUGCACGAUUAAUUGCACGAACAAUGUUAUUUAUGACUGUUAUAAUUGGAUCAUUUAUAUUGGUUUCGGUUUAUAUUCAAUCCAAAUCAUCAUUGCGAUGUCAAGAAUUUACAACAGCAGAAUCAAAUAAUGUUGGUGGUCCAUAUUUUGAACCAAUGAUGGCUACAUCUGAAUCGGAUGAUGAAUAUGCCGCUGGUGGACGACGUCAAUUUCCACUUAGUUUAAGAAUGAGUGCACGUGCAGGUGAAAUGAUGAAUGCAAUGGGCGACGAUGAAAAAGGUCAUGUAAAUUGUGUGAUUGAACGUAAAACAGCUAAUCAGAUAAUUGCAUCAGAACCGAAAAAGUUAAUGACACCAUUUGGUAAUAUUACAACCGAUCCUCGUUUAGUACAUUUAACUGGUGAAAAAUUAAUAUUUUCAUGUCAUAAUGGUGAUGAUGAUCAAAAAUUAUCCAAAGAAGGAAAUCCAAUUUUAAGACCAUCAAUGUCUGAUGAUAAUGAUGACCAUCAAUCCGAACCACAACCAAAACCAUUACGUCAAUUGAUUAUUAUUAGUGGUCGUCCAAUGAAUAAAAUCAAUGAUAAUGAUAAUAAUGAUAAAGAUGAUGGUAAAGAUUUAGUAAAAUCAAUAAAAAAUAAUGGACCACCAUCACCAAUCAAUAGUCUUAAUCGAAAUAAACGUCAAGCUGAAUUGCCGAAAAAAGAAUGCGCUUGUAAAUGUGCCUGUUAAAAGUUGAAUCAAACAAACAAAAAAAACCGUAUGAUGAUGUAACCGUUAA
Dermatophagoides pteronyssinus (European house dust mite) is the source of this 1063-nucleotide messenger RNA. RefSeq lists its product as uncharacterized. Lineage: Eukaryota; Metazoa; Arthropoda; Arachnida; Sarcoptiformes; Pyroglyphidae. The record is from RefSeq and is a predicted model, not a curated record.